Chlorella variabilis is the source of this 741-nucleotide messenger RNA. RefSeq lists its product as hypothetical. The transcript is spliced from 6 exons. NCBI's taxonomy places the organism in Eukaryota, Viridiplantae, Chlorophyta, Trebouxiophyceae, Chlorellales, Chlorellaceae. Bases 1 to 741 code for a protein of 246 amino acids. The record is from RefSeq and is a predicted model, not a curated record.
AUGCAGGCCACGUGCACCACCCGCACCUUGGCGUCCAGCGCCCAGCCCGUCGUGGCGUCGGCUGCCAAUGGGCGGCCACCCCGCCCCUCCUACGCCGCACGCCGCUCCAGCGUGAGCAGCUCCGCCAUGGCUGGCAGCAUGAGCCUGGGCAGCUCCACCUGGACCGAUGUGCCCUCCACCUACACCAUGGCCGACUCGCCCGAUGCGCUCAAGGACUUUGCCACUCUGCAGGCGAUGAUGGAUGAGAUCCAGAAGAACAUUGUGGCCCGCCAGGACAAGAUCAGCCUGCUCAGCGAGGAGGUCAAGCUGCUGCGCGGGCGCAUGGGCCUGGCGGAGAGCCGCAUGGGCGGCCGCGACUGGGCGCUGCCCGCCGCCUCGGCCGCCGGCAGCAGCCAGCAGGCCAGCCUGAUCCUGUCUCAGCUGCAGGGCGGCGCGGGCGUGGGCGCCGACGCCUCCUUCCUCGAGUCCCUGCUCAGCGACAAGGCGCUGCAGAGCUCCACCGCCUCAUAUGCGCUGGCCGUGGCCGCCAUCAUCUUCACCGGGGGGGUGGCGGCGCCCGUGGUGGAGGAGAAGCUGGGCCUGGGGGCCGCCGCCUACUACGACUACGUCGCCUCCCAGGACCUGCCCGUCACCCUGGCUGAGGUGGACCCCAUCACAUCGGCGGUGGCGGGCGGCGCGGUGGGCGUGCUGACCGCGCAGCUGCUGGAGGAGGCCAAGGCCCGGCAGCGGCGGUCGGCGUGA